Messenger RNA from Branchiostoma belcheri (Belcher's lancelet), 3696 nucleotides. RefSeq names its product angiopoietin-1 receptor-like. NCBI's taxonomy places the organism in Eukaryota, Metazoa, Chordata, Leptocardii, Amphioxiformes, Branchiostomatidae. Gene Ontology annotation, biological process: multicellular organism development; positive regulation of kinase activity; protein phosphorylation. Gene Ontology annotation, cellular component: signaling receptor complex. The record is from RefSeq and is a predicted model, not a curated record. The coding region runs from base 352 to 2496 and encodes 714 amino acids. The transcript has 20 exons. Gene Ontology annotation, molecular function: transmembrane receptor protein tyrosine kinase activity; protein binding; ATP binding.
UGUCCUCUCUCUACAGAACUAGAUGAGUGCCUGUCUAACCCCUGUACAGGAAGGACCUGUGUGGACAGAUUUAACCCUGACAAUCCCACACCAGUUAGGUCUCUACAGCUCCGUAACAUUUCUUCAACUGUCCUCCUGGCCACCUGGGAGGAACCAGAAGCCCUGAAUGGAGAACUGUUGUACUAUCAAGUGGAACUAUUCAGAGGCUUUAUAAAGGUUGCUGAUAACACAGUGUACCCAGGAAAUGCUCUACGAGUUAACUAUGAGGGAUUGGUUCCAGCAACAGAAUACACAGUUAGAGUUGUUCCCUUCAACCUUGGUCCUUGUAGAGGAAUUGAAAGUAGAACCAACAUGACAACCAGUGAUGGACUACCCAGUGCUCCAAGAGGAGUAUAUCUGUCCAGAAGUCAGUCUGCAUGUGUUGUACAGUGGGAUGUACCAAAGACUCCGAAUGGCACCAUCAUCAAAUACACUAUCUACCUGACCGCCAUGUGGAUAGAUGCUCCCCCUGGUGCCCAGGCUGUGGAGUACAGCCAGGAGAAUUUCAACCCUUACACCAGAAUGGGAACCUUCCCUCUGCGCUUCCUGACCCCCAACUCCUGGUACAAGUUCAACAUGACGGCAUCCACGUACGCAGGGCAGGGGGAGUUCAGCAGCUACACGGCCAGUACCAGUACGUGUGAGGUCCCACCUGGGAAACCCAUAACCCCCUCUCCCCCGGCGAUGCCACAGGCGGCUGAUGUCAUCAAACAUAACGGCUAUCCCAUAACGCUCUCACAGGUGUCGGAGAGGACUGGACCUGUGGAAUGUUACCAUGUGCUUGUUGUGGAGUUGAAAGAUGAAAUGUCGUUGAGGACAAUGCCGAAUGUCGACCAGCUGAAGGUGGUGUCCCAACAAGAAGCCGCUUCAUCAGGCAACAAUGUUACUGCCUAUGUGGCCAUGGCAUUUAAUAGGGAUGACUUUGUGGAGGAUGUUUUCCUGGGUGAUGGUAGGAAGACAUCUUGUGCUGGCACUGGCAGAAGAAAGCGUGAACAGUCAGUAGAGGACAUCUAUGAUGAAGUGUACACCAACUCUCCCCUUAAACCAGGUACAAGAUACACCGUAGUGCACAGGGUUUAUGGCAGCAAGCCUCAGGAUGGCUCUCAGCCCCUGUACAGCAGCAGUGGUUACUCCCUUCCCAUCAUGACUGCGCCGUCCCCGGGUAACAACUGGAUGCUGAUCCUCAUCAUCCUCUGUUCAGCUGUGAUCGUCCUCAUCAUUCUUACUGUCUUGAUCCUUCUCAUCAGGCGACGAAAGCAACGCCCUCCCCGCCAUGUCCGUGAGGAUAUUUCAGAUGUGGAAGGGUUUUCUGAUACACCGUUCAUUUCAGACCAAACCGGCUUGAGAAUGCAAGAAGUCACAAGAACUGCUGAUGUGGCUGAUGGGGACCCAACUUCAACUAGGCACCACGGUGAACAUCAUGGCUCCAAACCGACUAUCAUGGAGAACUACAGACCCCUCCCGCUGAAGAUUAUGGCAAUCAGCGACCGCGACUUGACUUGGGACGACAUCUCUCUGACCUCCAGGCUCCUUGGAACAGGCAACUUUGGAGAGGUCCGGAAGGGAACAGUCAAUCUGGAUGGUGAAAGGUUGCCAUCGGCAAUCAAAGUACUGAAACGUGGUGCAGAUGAGGCUGCCAGGCAAGACUUUCAACAAGAAGUGGACAUCAUGCGCCAUGUUGGCUACCAUCCUUAUAUCAUCAACCUCUUGGGAACCUGUGACCACCAAGGUCAACAGUAUAUGGCUCUAGAAAUGGCCGGAAAUGGCGAUCUGAAGAAGUACCUGAGAACAUCUCGGGUUCUGGAAACGACAAGUGCAGCCUACGGCAACACCCGUCAGACUGCCGGCACCGUGUCCACCCUGUCACCGGUCCAGCUCCUCCGUAUCGCCUGUGACGUGGCGACGGGGAUGGAACACCUGUCUUCUAAAGACGUGAUCCACCGUGACCUGGCGGCCAGGAAUGUUCUCCUGACAGACAGCCUCAUCGCCAAGGUUGCUGACUUCGGCCUGUCACGUGGGGAUGGCAUCUAUGAACAAACGUCUAAAAGAGCUGUUCCGUUCCGAUCCACUGCGCUGGAGGCGCUGAGCAAGAGGAUAUACACAACACAGAGUGACGUGUGGUCUUUCGGAAUUCUACUCUGGGAGAUUGUGACUUUGGGUGGAACCCCGUAUAGCGGAAUGAAAUCAGGACUUCUGUUGAGAAGGCUACGCGAAGGAUACAGGAUGCCAAAGCAAAGGAACUGUGAUGAAGACUUGUACCAGAUGAUGCUGCAGUGCUGGCAGCGCCGUCCUGAGGACAGACCGACCUUCUCUGACCUGGUGGAACAACUGAAGAACAUGAUGGAGGACAAGAGCAGCUACGUCAACAUUGAGAACGAUGACGAUUUCGAGUAUGAGAUCAUUGACUCUGAUGACAAUGAUGACAUAGAUGAUGGUGAUGAUGCAUUCACAGGAUAGGAAGAACAGGUUGACUUCUGUCAACAUGCCAAUGUGUCUGUGCCGUUAAAGUGUGUUUUGUCAGGUAUAGAUUUUUGUUUUGUUUUUGUGAAGUCACUUUUAAUACAGUUGGUUAUGGUUGGUUAUACUUUGUAAUCAACAACGUUUACCAUGUUCCAUUUACUAUUACUAGAACUUAUUCAAAGAAGUCGCAAAUAUUUUCCCAAGUUUUUCAUACCUCAACCAACAACAAAAGACUAUAUUAUUGCUAAAGUCUCCCAACCCAUUUAUUUUUCAAAGAGUCGGACAAUUUAUCUCACAUAGCCUCCUGAGAAGAUGUAAAAACCCCUAGUAGCAUGGCAAGAAUAGUUUAAUACAAUAGAAUAGAUUAGAAUAGCAGUUACCUUGUUCCUCUUACCUGUUCAUAUAUUGCAUAUCUACUGUUUAUUCUGUAUGUAUACUAACGUUAUUAGAUUUAAGUAGAGAUAGUAGGUUUGAUAAAUAUAUCGUACACAUAGAACUUCACGUUAGCAAAUAGUCUUAUAUCACUACAUUUUUCUUGUCAUAUCUGUUUGCAAUUAACCCUCGGGCAUGAAUUAUAAUUCCAUAGCACAGCAUGAGUAUUGAUUUUUUUAAAUCAUUCAAGUAAAACUGUUUACGUUUCAAUGUUACAAAUGCAUACAUGCUUGUAAAAUGUUCUGAUGCUACAUGUAUGCAUUGCAAGGCUUCGUGUUGUCUGUAUUGGAAUGGGUUUUAGUGGAAUUUUUUACUUGCGUGUUAACUGUAUAUUUACUACAAUAACACUUAAAUUGAGUUAACUUGUCUAGAGUUCAUUUGUACCUAUGUUUAUUUCCAUCAACGUAAUUAAUAAUCACAUUUACAUGUCUAUAUAUCAGUGUGGGUGAGGUUUUAGUAAUGUUAAAUAUGUACUUGGUCAGCUGUACAGUCACUGUUUUGUAUCCGUGACUUUUUUUUAUCUACAUACGAAUUGGUUCUUAUUGGAUGUCGAUCGUCAAGCGAUGAUGGUUAUUGAUAAUGUUUUAAAUCAAUUGCGUUUACCUUCGGGUUCAUAAUGUCAUUCAUAACUCUGUCGCCCAGCUUUAGUACUUAUGUUUACAUCAUUCAAGUAAAAAAGUGAUAAUCCAAUGACUCAAAUAAUACUUGUAUAUAGACCAAUAUUUUUCAAAUGUUCUUAUAUACAUGGUUGCCUUAAAAGGUAUC